Molecule: messenger RNA, 2926 nt
Organism: Gymnodraco acuticeps
Lineage: Eukaryota; Metazoa; Chordata; Actinopteri; Perciformes; Bathydraconidae
Product: BTB/POZ domain-containing protein 6-B-like
Exons: 4
Coding region: 1-1647 (548 amino acids)
Biological process (GO): neurogenesis
Cellular component (GO): cytosol
Molecular function (GO): protein binding
Source: RefSeq, a predicted model, not a curated record
AUGCCAACGGUAGACUGCAGGUUGCUCCAUCAUGGCCGGAUCAUGAGGUGUUUGACUUAUCUACUGCUACUUCCAGAAACACUGAAGAAGUCAAAGAAGGUCAGCAAGCUCCCGGGCAGGCUGCCGUUAUGUUAUGAGAUCCUGACACUGUCCCUGACCAGCAAGAAGAAGAAGCAGCAGCAGGAAGAGGAGCAGGAGAAGAUGGCUGCGGAGUUGUACCCCGCCGCCAACACCAACCUGUCCUCCAGCGGCACCACGGUGGCGGACACCGAGAAGCUCAAGGAGGUUCCGGUGAGCCAGGCGGGGAGCAGCGCGGCGACCACCCCGACCACCCAGCAAAACAUCAACAACAACAACGUAGACCCCCCGAGCUGGCCGUGCAGCCACCCCACACUCCGAGAGAGGAAUGCCUUGAUGUUUAACAAUGAGCUGAUGGCUGAUGUCCACUUCAUUGUUGGCCCCUUGGGGGGGUCUGAGAAGGUUCCAGCACACAAGUAUGUGCUGGCCGUGGGAAGCUCCGUCUUCUGUGCCAUGUUUUACGGCGAUCUGGCAGAGGAGGAUUCUGAGAUCCAUAUCCCAGAUGUGGAACCUGCUGCUUUUCUAAUUCUGCUGAAGUACAUGUACAGCGAUGAGAUCGACCUGGAAGCAGACACGGUGCUGGCCACCCUGUAUGCCGCCAAGAAGUACAUAGUUCCUGCACUGGCCAAGGCCUGCGUCACUUUCCUGGAAACGAGCCUGGAGGCCAAGAACGCCUGCGUGCUGCUCUCCCAGAGCCGCCUGUUCGAGGAGCCCGAGCUGACGCAGCGCUGCUGGGAGGUGAUUGACGCUCAGGCUGAACUUGCGCUCUGUUCGGAGGGCUUCUGCGAGAUCGACCAGCAGACGCUUGAGAUCAUCCUGCGGAGGGAGACGCUCAACACCAAGGAGGUGGUGGUGUUUGAGGCGGUCAUGAACUGGGCCACAGCACAGUGCAAGAGACAAGGUUUGGGGCCCACAACCCGCAACAAAAGAGAAGUCCUGGGCAAGGCGCUGUUCUUAGUGCACAUCCCCUCCAUGAGCCUGGAGGAGUUUGCUGACGGGGCGGCGCAAUGUGAUAUCCUGACACUGGAGGAGACGCACAAUGUGUUCCUGUGGUACACUGCAGCGAAAAAGCCAGAUUUGGAAUUCCCUCUGACGGAGAGGGAGGGCUUGGCACCUCAGAGGUGCCACCGCUUCCAGUCCUCGGCCUACCGGAGCAACCAGUGGCGCUACCGCGGCCGCUGCGACAGCAUUCAGUUCGCGGUGGACAAGAGGAUGUUUAUCGCGGGUCUGGGGCUGUACGGGUCAAGCGGCGGUAAAGCGGAAUACAUCGUCAAAAUCGAACUUAAGAGACAAGGGGUGACCCUGGCGCAGAACAUGACAAAGUUUUUGUCGGAUGGGUCGAGCAGCACGUUCCCCGUGUGGUUCGAGCAUCCUGUUCAGGUGGAGCAGGACGCCUUCUACACGGUGAGCGCCGUGCUGGACGGGAACGAACUGAGCUAUUUUGGCCAGGAGGGCAUGACGGAAGUGCAGUGCGGGAAGGUGACAUUUCAAUUCCAGUGCUCCUCCGACAGCACCAACGGGACCGGAGUACAGGGAGGACAGAUCCCAGAGCUGGUGUUCUAUGCGUAAGCUGGUCUGGACUGCAGAUGGAAAAUUAGGUUUAUCCUGCCUCCCAGCCUUUAAAGUAAUGUAGCAUAAAAGACACUUGACUGAUGUCACACUAAAUGGCCUGGUUAGUUCUCAGAGAGACUAUUUUAAGAGUCAAGGAGCUGUUGUUUUAUCUUAUUUAAUUUAAUCUUAUUUUUUUAUUUAAAUACUGGGUUAACGUUAUUUGCUCUGAUGGCUGUGUUGAAAGGCUGCGGCUGCUGUCGAAACAACAUUAAAACAGUGAUUUGUUGUUAUGUAAUCAAGCUGAGCGCCACAACUGGAACAAGUUGGGACUGCUUCAAAUUGUGAACUUGCAAGUCUACACCAUGUUGUUACUAUAGUCUACGCAGCAAUGUUUCACCAGGAGCAACUUUAUGUAGUGUUAUGAUUCAAAUGCAAAAAAAAAGUAGAAAUCUUGUCGAGAACAGAGUUGUUUUGCACUUCAGAGGACGGCCUCAGAAACAUUGUGUCUUUUGUAAAAUACGAUUUAAAUGUGAACAGCUUGAUGCUGUUAGAGAUGACAGAUGUGUUCUGUAUAAAAAUGCUUAUACACCUGAUGAUAAAACAUAACGGUUAUAAUGUGAUUGAGGCUUCAGAUGUCACAUCAUUGUGGGUGAGGGGAUUCGAGGGACUGCAGCGCCCCCUGGGUACUGCAGUGGGAGCUACACCUGGGUUUUUAACGAGAACAUAAAGUUCUUGCAGCAAUGGAUGGAUUAGUCACCAGGAGUCGGUACAGUACAGGGGCCAGAGGAGUCGUUUGGGCCCCUCAGCAAGAGCAUCUUUUUAAAGUCACUGUUAUAAUCAUCUAGUUGGGAAGUCAGAGGGCUCAGUUAAAGUAGACAUGCUCCUGUGGUGUUUUUACCCAGAUCCUUUAACAUUGAGCAACUGUGGGUCAAAUUCAGAUUUAUUCAUGAACGUUUUGUCCAAUGUAACCCAAGAGCUGCACAUACUUAACCUACAGUAAACCUACAUAAGCACUUGAUAUAUGCUUAUCGAUAUUUGAUGGGGAUGAAGCAAUUUAACAAAGUUUUAUUAUAGCCUUAUGCUCCUUUUAACUUUGACACUAUUUAAGUAAAGUCACUUGAAUAUGUUUAGCAGCUGCUUACAGACAGUAGAACUUGCUGACUUAACCUACAGAAAACCAACAUUAAUAUUAGUAAAGGAUUUCAAAUGUGUUUGACCACAGUAGGACUGCCUGCUCUUGGUCAAAGAGUUAAACUGACUUUUAUGAUCUCAGUGGAUAAAGAUUUUGGACGAUGGA